Aureobasidium subglaciale EXF-2481 is the source of this 558-nucleotide messenger RNA. RefSeq lists its product as uncharacterized. Gene Ontology annotation, cellular component: nucleus; pre-snoRNP complex. Bases 1 to 558 code for a protein of 185 amino acids. The record is from RefSeq and is a predicted model, not a curated record. Gene Ontology annotation, biological process: box C/D snoRNP assembly; snoRNA localization; maturation of LSU-rRNA from tricistronic rRNA transcript (SSU-rRNA, 5.8S rRNA, LSU-rRNA). The transcript has 2 exons. Lineage: Eukaryota; Fungi; Ascomycota; Dothideomycetes; Dothideales; Saccotheciaceae.
AUGGUCGAGAUUUGUGGCGUCUGCCAGCAAGUCGAGUCGAAGUACAAGUGCCCGUCUUGUCAACUGCGAUACUGUUCCAUCGCAUGCUACAAACAACACAAAGAGACACACGCGAACCAUGCCCCAAGAGUGCAAGACACACAGCCGACACAGCAUGCACAAUCUCUCGUACCAGAAUCGGAUGCGCCCAAAGCGAGAGGCGCUUUGGCUGGCAGUAGCAGAAAGAUCGACUUUACUGGCUUUGAUUCUGACCCAGAGCUCCUUCGUCUCCUCUCUCGAUACCCUAACCUUCGCAUCCAACUACAGAGUGUCUACGGCCUGACACUUGAACCUCCGCCGCAAGAGCAGCGCUCCUUCUCCUCCAGAGGUAGAGGGAGGGGUCGAGGAAGAGGUGGCUUUCAUCAACAAUCACAUUGGUCACAAGCAAAAGGCGACAAGGAGGCCGCUGACUCUUUCAGAAACAUGAGGAACGCCGAAGCUGAUGAUCAAGCUCUGGCUGAAUUCGUGCAAUUGCUCAAGAUGAGAUUCGCAUCUGUUACUGACGACGCCGAGACCUGA